GAUUCAGUCGUUUGGUAACUGUUGCUCCUAUCAGUCGUUCUCUGUCGCUCUUGGAUUGCGUGGGCACAUCGGUCGUUCGGCAUUUUGGGUUCGGCAUUUCGGGAUUUGAUAUCGUUAUUCGUGUCGGAAUCGUAUAAACCUGCGUCCGUGUGCGUUAGCCGGCCAUUGAGCACUAUCGCUGCCACUGGCAUUUGGCCCACCGUGUGUGUUUACAAGUGUGGCAUAAUCUUCGAUUAGCGCAAACCAACCGAUCGGAUAUACCCCUUGAAAAUAACAAAUAAUAGCGAGGAGUUAAAAAAGCAUCCAAACACACACUGCACACCCCAAAACACACACACACACCCACACGUCACAUAAAAAAUAUAAACCAGAGCCUCAGCGGCCGUAAAGUGCCACCAAAACGUACUUGGCCGUAUAUUUUAUGCAUGAAAAGCUAAAGCAAGUGCAACCAAACGCCUGAGUGACACCAAGAAAAAAAAUUCAUACACACAUAUAAGGAAACCCAAAAAAACAAAACCGGGAUUACUUAUACGCUCACGCUCAGUAGAAAAAAUACGCGAAGCCAAAGGAAGUCAGCAGCAAAAUCAUGUCACGGAUCGUUUUUAUAUGUCUCGCAGCCAUCUUAACAGAUGCACUCACCUGGGCCCAGGUGAAUGUGGAACCCAACACAGCGCUCCUCAACGAAGGCGAUCGCACCGAGCUGCUCUGUCGGUACGGCAGAUCCAUCAACUACUGCCGCAUUGAGAUUCCCGGCGAGCAGAAGGUACUCAACCUGUCGCCGGAGUGGAGCAAGACACCCGGAUUCACGUACUUCGGAGCGGGUCUCACGGCCGGACAGUGCGGCGUGAGCAUCGAGAGGGUCAAGGCCAGCAACAAUGGCCAGGUCAAGUGCAGUCUGGGCGUCGAGGGAGAGGAGCUGUCGGGCACCAUCGACCUGGUCGUGGCACUGCGUCCCCAGCAGCCCAUCAUCGAGCUGUUGUCGCGGCCAAAUCGCGAGGGCUACUUCAACGAGGGCACUGAAUUCAGGGCCCGCUGCAGCGUUCGCGAUGGCCGUCCGCCGGCUAACAUCUCGUGGUACAUCGACAACAUGCCGGCCAACAAGCGCACCACUCCCCUGGAGGUCAUGUCCUCGACCAACGACAACGUGGAGCUAUCGACCUCCGUGCAGGAAAUCCAGUGGCACCUGUCGCCCGAGGACAGCAACCGGAAACUGGUCUGCCGCUCCCACCACCAAACCGAUCGCGAGAGUGUGCCGCCCCAGGAAGCUGCCUACAUCAUCAACGUGCGCUAUGCUCCCGUCCAUCAGCCAGAUGCCGCCGUGUAUGGACUCUACCUCGAGCACACUGCCAUUGUGAACAUAACCAUCCGCGCCAGUCCGCAGCCCAAGAUCGAGUGGACCAUCGAUGGAGCUAUUGUGGGGCAGGGACGCACCGAUGGACGCUACUCGGCGUAUGAGCCGCAGUAUCUGGGCAACGAUGAGUACAACGUUACACUGGCCAUUGCCGGACUGACCCUGGAAGAUACCACCAAAAUCUACAAUCUGAGGGCCAGCAAUGAACUGGGACUGACGGACUACCAGGUGCGAAUCAGUUCGUCGAGCAAACCGCCCAGCAGCAGCCUCGAUGUGGCGGCAAUCGUUGGCAUUGUGGUCGCCGUUGCCGUUUUGGUCCUGGUCGUUUUACUGAUUGUGUUUGCACGGGCUACUGGCCGAUGGUGUUUUGGCGGCAAAUCAAUCAAGACGCCCACAAACGAAACUCAAAUCGACAAGCAACUGGAGUUGGGAGCCCAGCAGAAUCACGGUCAAAACGUAGCACUCUUGGAAACACCCAAUGGCAUAACCUUGUUGGGCGCCAGUAAGCUGAGAGAGGUUAAUGGAAACGGAAACGGAAAUGGCCAGCAGGAUCGGUUGUCGGUUGAAAGACGCCAUCACGAUGAAGAUGACAGCUUUGAAUACGGAACGGAUCGGGAGAGCAGUGUAUAUAACCCCACCACGCGACCUCUGAAGAGCAUCCUGAUGAGCCAGGCGGCAGGACGAAACUCCCGGAGCUCUGCCAGCGAUAAGGAUGAAGGCAACGAGAACGCCGAUCUCCUGCAGAAGGGCAAUCAACUGGGGAUUCCUGAAUCGCGCUUCUCACGCUGGCUGCCCAAGGAUCAACGUGAGCUGAUCGAAAAGCAGGCGAUGUUGCUUUCGGGAAGGGGCAAGUCGACGGCGCCAGCCACUCCACCCAAGCCCCAAAGACCCCCGAUGGGAACGACUACCACUGCCACAACGACGACGACACCGACGACGCCAAAGUUGCCACAGGAAACGGAAAUCUGAGCGUGUGCACGUGUGUGUGUGCGCGCACAUGGCGUUCAUAUUUAUUUAUUUCUUUUUCGGUACAGGAAACGCCCAGCAGGAUUAAGAAUGGAGUAGUCUUGUGACCAUCGGGAACUUUUCGGGGGACAGCCAUAAGUGUCAAGACUUAAAGCUGAUGUGUCAGAUCCAACUGAACCGAUAUAAAUUAAGUUUAGCACGCAUAUGCCUGGUAUUUAUCAAAUGAGACCACCAUGAUGUUAAAAAGAAUUCUUCUUUUCACAACCGGAAUAUGAAAACCAUAUAAUAUAUAUUUUUAUAAUUAUAUAUUACUAUUUGCUGGUUUUGGCUGAAAUACUUCAUACCUUAUUUUAUUCGAAAAGAAUUUGAAUUUGAAGCUGACUCCCAUGAAAAUAGAAAUAGUUCCGUCGCAAAUCUGUCCCCAUAAUAGACUCUAAGCUUGGUAUUUACUCAAGAAAAUAUUUUUUCCUGAACGACAAAAACCAAACGAAACAUUAACGAAACUGAUUUAUUUGCUAGAGAUUAAGCCGGCAUGAAAUUAAGUUUUUAUCGAAUACAUUAAAAACGAAAGAGUUUGCAUGGCAAGCAUGAAGCAACAAAUAAUUGUUUUACGCAAAUAUUUAUUGUAGUCACUGUAGAACAAAGUCGUCAACUGACAUAUUUGUGCAUCAAAACAGUGUUCAUUUAAGACGCGCACAAUGUACUUUAAGAACGAAAAGAAAAUUCCACUAAUUUUCGAUCAUUUUAGUUGGCUUAAAUUCGAGUGCCUUAAGUUGAAAAUAAAUUUAGUAAUUAAAAACGUGAACGAUAUAAAAUAGUUAGAAAUUUGUGUACGUGUUGCUUUUCUUUAUUAUUUUUUACAAAACGUAUGUUUAAUAUUUAAUUAACAACAAUAAAUAUUGUUAAAAGUGCAAUAGCUUUCUAUUUUGGAUUUAUUUAUUUUGCGAAUGCCUGAAUAUGUAUGCGUGUGUGAAAGGCGAGUUUUGAAUAAAAGGGAAUUAUGUAAAGUUCACCGAGCCCCUGAAAGGAAAAUUCUAACAAUGCAGCGUAUCAGAGAGGAAGUCCCCGUACAAUAUUCCAUUUUCCAUAACAAAAGCAAUAUCAUUAAAAUACGAAAGGAGCGUUUCAUGCAAUAAACAUUUCAUAUAUGAGAGACUGACACGCCACGCCAGAAACCAACACAAAUACAAGCACGAACACAUAGCCACGCACACACACUGCUAGCAAAAUGUAUCCAUCAGAUACUUGUUGAGCUGGCCCAGACAGCAGGCAGACAUUCAAAUGAGCCAAAAAUAUUUAUAGAAUAUAGAUGAAACUCAUUUUGGCCAAGCGAAAGCAAUUUACUUGGCCAGCACACGCCAAACGAAGGUUAAAAUGGGGGAUGGAACUGGUUAAACUGGGUCCAUAAAAGGUCAAAUGCGGAUUAAAUUUUCCAUAUGCCAUUUCGUACGGGUAUUAGGUGUGGCACAGAGCAAAGUAAAUUGUAGCCCUUGAAUCAAAAAUUCUAGAUUGUUUAAACCUUAGCCAUUAAAGAACUUUUGUAGCGAUAUUAUAGGCAGAAAAUUAAUAGUCUUAGGACUCACAAAAAUAAACUGCCUCAAAAACGACAGUUAUAAAAUUCUGUGUAACAUUUUGUUAUCUUUUUGUUAUAGCGUUAGCAUAGCACAUUGACAGGGUUACACAUACAUAUAGACCUUAAACUCUUUUCCAAGUAAGUUUUCGAAUGAAAUGAGAGCUUAACCUUUCCACUCGAAUAUUUGCUUUCCC
Drosophila melanogaster (fruit fly) is the source of this 4084-nucleotide messenger RNA. It is a transcript of the gene Fas3, whose product is annotated as fasciclin 3. Gene Ontology annotation, cellular component: membrane. NCBI's taxonomy places the organism in Eukaryota, Metazoa, Arthropoda, Insecta, Diptera, Drosophilidae. The coding region runs from base 587 to 2320 and encodes 577 amino acids. The record is from RefSeq and is marked reviewed. The transcript has 6 exons.